Messenger RNA from Heteronotia binoei (common prickly gecko), 947 nucleotides. Its product is annotated as retinol dehydrogenase 16-like. The transcript is spliced from 4 exons. The record is from RefSeq and is a predicted model, not a curated record. Bases 3 to 947 code for a protein of 314 amino acids. Lineage: Eukaryota; Metazoa; Chordata; Lepidosauria; Squamata; Gekkonidae.
CCAUGUUGUUCUACCUGGCUGCCUUGCUGGGCCUCUACUUGCUUUACCGAUGGUACUGGGAGAGACAAACCGUGGAGAACCUGACAGAGAAAUAUGUCUUCAUCACUGGGUGUGACUCUGGGUUUGGGAACCUGCUUGCCAGGCAGCUGGAUCUGAAGGGCAUGAGGGUCUUAGCAGGAUGUCUCACCAAGAAGGGGGCUGAGGAGCUUGAGAAGGCCACAUCCAACCACUUGAAGACCACCAUCCUGGAUGUGACCAGCACAGAGAGUGUUGCAGCUGCCACCGAAUGGGUGAAAGGAUGCGUGGGGGACAAAGGACUCUGGGGCUUGGUGAAUAACGCAGGCAUUGGGAAACCUGUAGGACUCAAUGCGCUUUUGACAAAGGAAGACUUUGCAAAGGUGAUAAAUGUCAACCUGCUUGGUUUGAUUGACGUGACAUUGCAAAUGCUGCCCCUGGUGAAAAGAGCCAGAGGUCGAGUGGUCAACGUGUCCAGUGUUUUGGGAAGAAUAGCAUACUAUGGAGGGGGCUACAGCCCAGCCAAGUUUGGUGUGGAAGCCUUCUCUGAUUCUCUCAGGCGAGAGUUACAUGCUUUUGGGGUCCAAGUCAGCAUUAUUGAGCCUGGUAUUUUCAGGACUGCAAUCAUAGAUGUACAGAACCACUUCAAGAAUACAUGGGAACAGCUUCCUCCUGACAUCAGAGAAAUUUAUGGAGAAAACUUCAUUAAGCGCUAUUGCAAAAUAGCCAAAGUGAUCGUUAAUUUGGGAAGCAGUAACCUUUCCCUGGUCACUAAUUGCAUUGAACAUGCUCUGAAAUCCUGCUACCCUCGCAGUCGGUAUUCUGCAGGCUUGUGGGCCAAGAGCAUUUUUAUUCCUGCCUCCUAUUUGCCAAGCUGCGUGGUUGACUUUUUGACUUCCUACAUAUUUCCCAAACCAUCACAGACUACAUAG